Messenger RNA from Ruditapes philippinarum (Manila clam), 3000 nucleotides. RefSeq names its product alpha-N-acetylgalactosaminidase-like. Lineage: Eukaryota; Metazoa; Mollusca; Bivalvia; Venerida; Veneridae. Gene Ontology annotation, biological process: oligosaccharide metabolic process; glycosylceramide catabolic process; glycoside catabolic process. Gene Ontology annotation, cellular component: cytoplasm. Bases 132 to 1373 code for a protein of 413 amino acids. Gene Ontology annotation, molecular function: alpha-galactosidase activity. The transcript is spliced from 9 exons. The record is from RefSeq and is a predicted model, not a curated record.
GACGGUGUUAACGUACAAAUAUCCCUUUCACAAGUAAUCUGAAUUUUUGUUUAUUUGUAUUACUAUACAGCAUUAAAUAACAGCAGAUGUCUUUUUUAAUACAAAACAAAAGUUAAAAUACUACAGAAGUUAUGACACUAUGGUUUGAAAUUAUCAUCCUGGUAUUUGCAUUAUCUGGGACAGAAUCUCUAGACAAUGGUCUGGCUCUUACACCACCGAUGGGCUGGAUGCAGUGGGAGAGGUUCCGAUGUAAUAUAAAUUGUACGGAUGAUCCGGACAACUGUAUAAGUGAGCGACUUUUUAAGACGAUGGCGGAUAUUAUGGUUUCCGAUGGUUACCGUGACGCUGGAUAUAAGUAUGUUGCUAUUGAUGACUGCUGGAUGACAUCAGAACGAGGUCCAGAUGGAAAGUUGCAACCAGACCCGGUUCGUUUUCCUAAUGGCAUGAAACAUCUGGCUGACUAUAUCCAUAGCAAGGGAUUAAAGCUUGGUAUAUAUGGAGAUAUGGGAACAAUGACAUGUAAGAAAUAUCCUGGUAGCAAGUUUUACCUAGAGCUUGAUGCCCAGACAUUUGCAUCAUGGGAAGUGGAUAUGUUGAAACUGGAUUGUUGCUAUGCCGGUAGUCUUGUUGACGUCCAGACAGGAUUUCCAGCUAUGAGUCAGUAUUUGAAUAAUACAGGAAGACCGAUACUUUACGCAUGUUGUUGGGCCGCUUGUGAAGGUUUAUACUACAAGCAUAAGCCAGACUACAAGGCUAUUGCCAAACAUUGUAACAUGUGGAGAAAUUACAAUGACCUACAGGAUGCUUGGAAAUAUGUAUAUGCAGCCAUUGAUUUCUAUGGAAACAACACGGCUCAUUUUCAGGAGGUAGUUGGUCCUGGUGCUUGGAAUGACCCAGAUGAGUUGAUUGUUGGUGAUUUUGGUUUAAGUUACGACCAGGAGCGUGUACAGCUUGGGAUGUGGUGUAUGAUGGCCUCGCCGUUGUUUAUGUCCGUAGAUUUACGUAACAUUCGCCAGACUUCUAAAGAUCUGCUUUUAAACAAGAAUCUCUUGAGAAUACACAGUGACGAACUGCUUGUACAAGCUUAUAGAAUAUCAAAGGACAAUCUGUUUGAAGUAUGGCUCCGACCAUUACGAAGUCAGUAUUUCAGUGAUGGAAGUUUCGCUGUAGCUGUUCUCAGGCAUGAUGAUUAUGGUAUGCCUUUUCCAUUCAUUACCACCCUGCAAGGUCUGGGUAUGAAGAAUAAAGCAGGAUAUAAAGUGACGGAAGCUUUCGAUGGCAAAAAUAUGGGAAAAUUCCUUCCACAAGACCAAUUAAGAUUUCCGGUUAAUCCAACUGGAAUCUUUCUUGUAACAUUGACUCCUAUAAGUUGAUUGAAAUUUUUAUUUAGAAUAGGAAUGAUUUUUUUUUUUGAAGGUCAGCUUUGGUCAGUUUGACUGAUUGACUGAUCAAUUAAAGCUAUAAAUACACUAAUCAGAAAUCCAAAUAUCCAUAAAUAGAAAGGAAACACAUCUUUAGUACUGUACAUCAAUAGGAAGGAAAGUUUAAAACAUCUGUUACAAUGCACAUUCUUUACAGUAAAGAAAUUUACAUUUUGUUAUUUCAUGAUUGUAUCAGUUUGGCUAUAUGUCUGCUUGAAAUCCCAUAGAUUAAAAGUUAAAAGUUAAGUAGUCGCAAAUUAAAGCAUAAGAAAUAGAAGAUAUUGAAUGAGAGUAAGUUCAUAACUGAAUUUAUUAAACCAGUUGAAAUUAAACCAGUUGGAUAAAAUACAUCAAACUCCUCACAGCGGUUACGUCAUGCUUUGCUACUUUAACCACUGCCACCACUGAAAUCACGUGAUGAUAGUUGUAUCAUGUGACAAAAACAUGGCGGCCAGUUUCAGAACGCCAAGGAUCCCAUAUCAAACUGGCAGAUUUAUAAUUACAUCCCUCCAGACAAAAUAAGUUCAAGACACACAAUUUGUUAUCACUUUAAAACAAGUGCCGGAUCAAAUCUUUUUGUGCAAUCGUUCAAUAACUGUUUAUAUUCUGCCAUUGUUUACUAUGCAUACGGUGUCACAGUGAAAAUAUCUUUUGUUAUGUUUACAAAAAAAUUUUCAUACGUAUAAUUUUUUACUUUCUUGUAAAUUAAGCAUAACUAUUUAACGAAAGAAAACUAAAAUGAUAUAAAGUAUUCUAUUCUAAAAUUAAAAGUGAAAAAAAUAUAUCCGCCUAUAUUCGACCGAAUUUACUUGUGGUGGCAGUGGUUACUGUACAGAUCAGGGGAAGUAACCGCUGCGAGGAGUUUGAAAAUACAUGUACUCAAUUAAUAAAUUCAGCAAUAAAUCUAAACAAAUAUAAUGUUAUAUUUAUCACAUAUCCCAAUAAAGACUGUUUAGAGUGCAAAGGAUCAUUUUUAAUUGAUGCACCUUUAGUGUAAUGCUAACAUUUAGCACAUCUUUACAGAAUGUUUGUAUAACCCAAAUGGCGUCAUAUUAAAAUAUAUCACGGCCGUUCAAUACCAUUUUUACGGAGUUGAAAAAUUGGCAGUGGUAUGUGUAAGUCCUUUAAGCAACAGCGAAGAGUUUAUUGGCAUUUGAACAGGAUUAAAAAAGCACUGAUAAAUGGGAUAUUAACUUACUGGAAAUUUCUUAUUUCCUGUACUGAAUUUAUAUUAUAAACUUGCCAUCCAAUUUGGACUGAUCUAUUUUUAAUCUAUAGGAUUUGAAAGUGUAUUUGUAAAAAAAAUACUCAGCAACAUAGAGUAUAUUGUUUUACUAGAACUUAAAGUCCUUAGCUAAUGCAAAUCUUGUCUAAAUCAUUUCUGCAAUAUUAUUGCAUAGUCAAUACAUGUGUUUUAUUUUGUGCUUUUAUAUAGAUUUUGUGCAUUGUUCACAUUUCCACAGUGCUAGUUGUUUGUACAUUUUGUAUUUUGAUAAGGUAAAGAAGUUAUAUUCAUCUUUUGAGUUUUACAUAUAGUGCAAUAUAUUAUUUUAUUUUAUGGUGUUAUAAAGAAAUGGAA